AUGGCGUCCACUUCGACCACUACUGGCGAGUGGAAGAAACGCUCCGUCGUCUCAUCCUUCAUCAUGCAGAACCAUGACGGAAAACCCCGCGUAGCUCUCUUUCAACGCAGCGACCGUGUUUCAACAUACAAACACCACUGGGCCCCCAUCUCCGGCAGCAUCGACCCGUCGGACCCAACGCCCCUCGCAGCCGCUUGGCGCGAAAUCGCCGAGGAAACCACGCUCACGCCCACCGCCCUAUCUCUUCUCCGCCAGGGCAAGCCCUUCACCUUCCACGACGGCUCCGUCCGCCGCGUAUGGACCGUCUUCCCCUUCCUCUUCCGGCUCAACAAAGAGACGCCCACCGCCGAGACCGAGCAGCAGCAGCAGCAGCAGAUCCAGACCGACUGGGAGCACGAGGCGUGGGGCUGGCACGAUCCCGACGCCGUCAUCAGGGAUGCUGCGGCGGGUACCUUGCGCGCGGUGCCGCGACUGGCCGAGAGUCUGAGGCGCGUGUGGUUUGAGACAGACCUCGGGCCGGCGGCCGGCAAGGUCCUUUCCGAUGGGCUUGAGGCGCUGGCUCGGGACCACGAGAGCGGAGCGCGGCAGCUGGCUGGGGUCGCGCUGCGGGUAUUUCAGGAUGUGGUUGCGCGAAUGGACUACACGUACGCUCCGGCUCCCGAUGACGACGGCGGGUCGGCGGCGGCGACGGAGAGAGAGGAGGGGUGGUGGGUCAAGGUGCGUUUUGCGGCGUGGCAUCUGUGGAAGAACGGGAGGGAGAGCAUGGGCGCCGCCAUCCUGAGCGUCCUGCUGGCUGCGCUGGCGAGGGUCGAGCAGGUGAGGCAAAGGUCGGAACGAGGGUCGUUGCGUGAGAACGUGCUUUGUGAACUGGAAGCUCAGAUCGCGGAACGGCAGGAAUCGGCCAAGCGCAUCUCGCAGGCAUUUGCCGCAUAUCUCAACAAGACCUUUGCCUCAAAGCGGGCAUCGCAUGAACCGAUCUCGAUUUUGACACUGUCUGAAAGCUCAACCAUCCGCCAGGGCUUUCGGCACGCCGCCGAAGCAGGAUUUGUCCUCGACCUCCGAAUCCUCGAGUCCCGCCCGCUGCACGAAGGGGUCUCACUGACCGGGGCACUCGUCAACGACCUCACCACAAAUUCACCCCCUCCAGGAAAUCCAACACACAAAAUAACCAUCUACACUGACGCCUCAGCCGCCCUAGCAUCUUCAGACAUCGACCUACUCGUCCUCGGCGCCGACCGCAUCGCAGCUUCAGGCGCAGUCAGCAACAAGACAGGCUCGCUCCCGGCCGCGCUGAGCGCAAAGCACGUCAGCCCGACCGCCAAGGUCGUCGUGCUGGGGGAGUCGGACAAGAUCGCGCCGCCGGGCCGACCGGAUGACCAC
This is a messenger RNA of Parathielavia appendiculata, 1380 nucleotides long. RefSeq names its product nagb/rpia/CoA transferase-like protein. NCBI's taxonomy places the organism in Eukaryota, Fungi, Ascomycota, Sordariomycetes, Sordariales, Chaetomiaceae. Gene Ontology annotation, molecular function: S-methyl-5-thioribose-1-phosphate isomerase activity. The record is from RefSeq and is a predicted model, not a curated record. The transcript has 2 exons. The annotation marks the transcript as partial.